Molecule: messenger RNA, 3310 nt
Organism: Taeniopygia guttata (zebra finch)
Lineage: Eukaryota; Metazoa; Chordata; Aves; Passeriformes; Estrildidae
Gene: DRD2
Product: dopamine receptor D2
Biological process (GO): negative regulation of voltage-gated calcium channel activity; adenylate cyclase-inhibiting dopamine receptor signaling pathway; negative regulation of adenylate cyclase activity
Cellular component (GO): plasma membrane; presynaptic membrane; glutamatergic synapse
Molecular function (GO): dopamine neurotransmitter receptor activity, coupled via Gi/Go; G protein-coupled receptor activity
Source: RefSeq, a predicted model, not a curated record
GCGCUGUCCCGGUGCCGGGGCCGGUCCCGCAUCCCCGGGGCUGGAGCCGCCCAUCCCCGGCGGGGUGAGUCCGUGGGAUUCGGGGGUGGAAACUUCGCCCCCUCCCCUCCCCUUCGCUCCCCUCCCCUCCCUCCCGCAGCAGCGGCAGCGGCAGCGGCGGGCGGGCAGAGCGGGGAGCGCUGCGGGAAUUGGCAGCCCGCGGCCGGAGAAGGGAGCUGGAGCGGGAACAGGUUGUGGGAUCCGGCCGGGGGAGGAAGGCUGGGCUCUGCCCGGCCGCUAGCCGAGCCUGGGCUCUGGAGAUGGAGAUGGAGCUGCUGCCCCGCCGGCCGGCCGUGUGCUGAAGGGAUGGACAGCGCAUCGCUGCGGGGCAGCCCGGCCCCGGCUCGCCGCUCCCCGGGCAGCUGAGCCGCUCCCGAACUUCCAGCGGAGACUUCCACCCGCACCUCCGGCAGCUCAUCCCCUGGCUUUUUGCUCCUCUGCUUGUGCGUGAAUGCUGAACACCGAGAGGUCUGCCUGAAAGCCUGCGAGAGCUUGGGAAAAGCCACCGUGGAGAGUUGUGGCGUUUUGGAUUUAUUUGGCACCAAGCACUCACACCUCUGCUCGAGGGAUUCGUAUGGCUUGAAGGGCGGAGCUGGCAGCUGGCACGCGGAGCCCCAUGGAUCCCCUCAACCUCUCGUGGUACGACGGGGACAGGAACUGGAGCAGGGCCCUGAACGCCUCGGAGGCGGCGCAGAGGCCGCACUACAACUACUACGCCAUGCUGCUCGCCCUCCUCAUCUUCAUCAUCGUCUUCGGCAACGUCCUGGUGUGCAUGGCCGUGUCCCGGGAGAGAGCCCUGCAGACCACCACCAACUACCUGAUCGUCAGCCUGGCCGUGGCUGACCUGCUGGUGGCCACGCUCUGCAUGCCCUGGGUGGUCUACAUGGAGGUGGUCGGGGAGUGGCGGUUCAGCCGCAUCCACUGCGAUAUCUUUGUCACCCUGGAUGUCAUGAUGUGCACUGCCAGCAUCCUCAACCUCUGUGCCAUCAGCAUCGACAGGUACACAGCCGUGGCCAUGCCCAUGCUCUACAACACCCGCUACAGCUCCAAGCGCAGGGUCACCGUCAUGAUCGCCGUGGUCUGGGUGCUCUCCUUUGCCAUCUCCUGCCCGCUCCUCUUCGGCCUCAACAACACAGAUGAGAAGGAGUGCAUCAUUGGCAACCCUGCCUUCGUGGUGUACUCCUCCAUCGUGUCCUUCUACGUGCCCUUCAUCGUCACGCUGCUGGUGUACGUGCAGAUCUACAUCGUGCUGCGGCGGCGCAGGAAGCGCGUCAGCACCAAGCGCAGCAGCCACGUGCUGGACUCGGACACGCAGGCGCCCCUGAAGGACAAAUGCACUCAUCCAGAAGACGUCAAGCUCUGCACAGUUAUUGUGAAGUCCAAUGGGAGCUUCCAAGUUAAUAAGCGCAAAGUGGAGGCAGAGAGUCACAUAGAAGAGAUGGAAAUGGAGAUGGUGUCCAGUACCAGUCCCCCUGAGAAAGCGGCCCUCAAACCCACAGCACCAAGUAACCACCAGUUGAUUGUGCCAGUUGCUUCUAAUCGGGGCAACAACUCUACCCUGCAGGCACCCCUGAGCAGCCCUGGGAAGGUGGAGAAGAAUGGCCAUGCCAAAGAAUCCCACCACACAGCCAAGGUCUUCGAGAUCCACUCCCUGCCCAACGGCAAGACGAGGAACUUGCUCAAGGCCGUGAUCAGGAGGAAACUGUCCCAGCAGAAGGAGAAGAAAGCCACCCAGAUGCUGGCCAUCGUGCUCGGUGUUUUCAUCAUCUGCUGGCUCCCCUUCUUCAUCACUCACAUCCUGAACAUGCACUGCGACUGCAACAUCCCGCCGGCCAUGUACAGCGCCUUCACGUGGCUCGGCUACGUCAACAGCGCUGUCAACCCGAUUAUCUACACCACCUUCAACAUCGAGUUUCGCAAGGCUUUCAUGAAGAUCCUCCACUGCUAAAGCCACAAACAGCACCCGCAUUUUUUUUGGGAUGGGAAGAGGAAGCGAUGCCAUUCACGCACGGCGGGGCGGCCGGGGACGGGCUGGAGCUCUUGAGCCGGGCAGCGCUCGGUGCCCGAGCGCCUGGCGGGGAUGGCACGAGGCAGGAGGGUCUCUCACCCCGCUGGGUGACCUCUGGACCGGCCCCAAGGGCGCUUUUCAGAGCCACCCUCGCGCCGUGUUGGAAGUGGAAGUGCGAGAAUCGAGGCGCUCUCGCUCGGUUCUCGCCCGUGGCCGCCCGGCCUGGAGUGCACUGGACACGCUGGACACAGAGUGGCCACGGGGCCAGCAGGAGGUAGCGCUGGGCCAGCGGCACAACUCUCACCAAAGACAAGGCCGUCCUUCCCGCUUGGCAGCAGGAGCCACACGGGGCCUCCGGGAGCUCCGUGCAAUAGCUUUGCCUUCACCUCGAGCUGACUCACCCGGUGUUUAACUGCUGAAGCCUUCAGAAAUUACAUAAAAACCAACCCAAAAAACUUUCAGAGGUCCCCAGGCGGGUCGAGAAGGUUCUGCCACCCACAGACCCUGCAGCAGAGUGAGCCUACGAGCCAUGGGUGGAAGGGAGAAGGGGGCAUCAGAUUCACAUCAAACCAUCGGUGUAAAUAGGAUGGAUUUUGGAGCCCCAAGCCAAAAAAAAAAAAAAAAAAAAGAGAUGGAGAGGGAAAUACAAGGAGUAGAUCCUUGCCUUGCAUGGUGUACAUCCAACAGGACCCCCUCAUCUCCCAUCAGUGAUUUCUGCCCACCAGCAGCUCAUCUCCAGGCUCUGCCCAGGGUGACAGCAGGGGAGGGGUGGCAGCGUGGUGAAUGUACAGACACGAGGACACUGUGCCAGGGGAGGCACCCUGAGCACCCAGCCGGGCCAGGGCUGGUUCUUCUCACCUAAAUCAGGGGUCCCAAGGAGCACCUCGGCUCUGAUUUGCCUCUGCCUCUCCCCAGAGAGUGCAGAAUAACAUUGUGCCUAAUUUAAAUCAACAGUCAAGGAGAUAAAACUGUGCAUUUUGGAAAAAGCCAGAAUAAAACCCCAAGAAAGCCCCUACCUGGACCAGCUCCUGUGUCCAAGCUGGACUCUGGAAAGGUCUGGAUGUUUCCAGCAUCCCUUACUCUCUGCUAUCUAUUUUUCCAUGGGUUCUAGGGGUGGAAAGCCCAUGAGAGCAUCAUUUCACCACGCUGAAUCUGGCACUGCCAAACCCACGCUGUACGUGCUAUUUGUACUCAGUCCACGUGCUACUUUGCAAUAUCUCUGUAAAUAAAACACAGCAAGGUGAAUAAAACAACGUGGAAAUA